Rana temporaria (common frog) is the source of this 3475-nucleotide messenger RNA. RefSeq names its product extended synaptotagmin 2 (gene ESYT2). Gene Ontology annotation, biological process: lipid transport. Gene Ontology annotation, molecular function: lipid binding. Lineage: Eukaryota; Metazoa; Chordata; Amphibia; Anura; Ranidae. The record is from RefSeq and is a predicted model, not a curated record.
UAUGGUAGUGUCAGGGGGUAUGUGAACAGUGUGUGUGUACGGAGGAGGAGGACGGCGUUGGAGGGGGCAGGGAGCGGACUCAUGGUGGCUCGCUGUGUUCUGUAUUCCUUCUAGUAGAGCGGACUGUCUCCUGCCUGAGCCGGAUCACUGAGCGGGGCAGGAUGAGCCAAUCAGACGGCCAGAAGGGGUCUGAGAGCCCCGGAGCGGCCCCGGUGGCGCCCCCCGAGGAGCCCGGGAUGAUCAGUGUGGACUUUGCGGCUCUCUUCUAUCAGUUCGCUAAGACUUUGGUGCUGAUCUUCCCGGUGUAUGUUCUGGGCUACUUCGGGAUGAGCUUCAGCUGGCUGCUGGUGGCCCUUCUCUUCCUGAGCUGGUGGAAGAAGAACCGGGGCAGCAAGACUUCCAGGUGGCACCGGGCGCUGGCCUUCCUGGAGAACGAGGAGAAGACGGUCCAGCAGAAGAUUGGCACCGCCGACCUACCUGCCUGGGUCCAUUUCCCAGAUAUUGAAAGGGCAGAAUGGCUAAACAAGACAGUCAAGCACAUGUGGCCGUACAUCUGCCAGUUCAUAGACAAGCUGUUCAGAGAGACCAUAGAGCCAGCAGUGAGGGGUGCAAAUGCCCAUUUGAGUACUUUUAGCUUUACUAAAAUUGAUAUGGGCUCUCAGCCAUUAAGAGUGAAUGGGGUGAAAGUGUAUACAGAAAAUGUGGACAAGAGACAGAUCAUCUUGGAUCUUAAGAUAAGUUUUGUAGGAAACACAGAGAUUGAUUUGGAAAUAAAGAGAUAUUUCUGCCGAGCUGGAGUAAAGAGUAUCCAGCUUCAUGGUACAGUGAGAGUCAUUCUGGAACCGUUGAUUGGAGACAUCCCAAUAAUUGGAGCAUUGUCCAUAUUUUUCUUGAAGAAACCGCUCCUGGACAUCAACUGGACAGGACUAACAAAUCUUUUGGACAUUCCUGGAUUGAAUGGCAUAUCUGAUACCAUAAUAUUGGAUAUUAUUUCCAACUAUCUGGUUCUUCCCAAUCGUAUUACUGUUCCUCUAGUGAGUGACAUCGAGCUUUCACAGCUACGCUUCCCAAUACCUAAGGGAGUUCUUCGGAUCUCUUUUAUAGAAGCGCAGAAUCUGAUGUGGAAAGACACAUACAUGAAAGGACUGGUCAAAGGAAAGUCUGACCCAUAUGGUGUUAUCAGGAUUGGCAAUCAGGUUUUCCAGAGCAAAGUCAUUAAGGAGAACCUGAACCCCAAAUGGAAUGAAGUGUAUGAGGCAUUAAUAUAUGAACAUCCUGGGGAAAUGUUGGAGAUUGAGCUCUUUGAUGAAGACACGGACAAGGAUGAUUUCCUGGGCAGUCUGAUGAUUGACUUGGAGGAGGUGGAGAAGGAGAGAGUAGUAGAUGAGUGGUUCGAUCUGGAUGAAGCUACAACUGGGAAACUUCAUCUAAAACUCGAGUGGCUUUCCCCAAAGUCCACCACAGAGAACCUGGACAAUGUUCUGUCGAGCAUUAAGGCUGAUAAGGAUCAGGCAGUUGAUGGUCUCUCUGCUGCUCUGCUGGUCCUGUACCUGGACUCUGCUAGAAAUCUGCCUAAUAAUCCAUUAGAAAUUAACCGAGAUGGUAUGAAGAAGUCUGCCGUUGACAAAGCUAAAAAGUCAGGAAAGAAGAUUGGCAGCACGCCUAAUCCCUUUGUGCUGUUUUCUCUGGGCCAUAAUGUACAGGAGAGUAAGGUCAAAUACAAGACCGUCGAGCCAGUAUGGGAACAGACAUUUACUUUCUUUGUCCACAAUCCUAAAAGACAAGACCUAGAAGUUGAGGUGAAGGAUGAAUACCAUCAAACUUCUAUGGGAAAUCUGAAGAUUCCACUGACCCAACUGCUGACCAGUGAGAACAUGACCAUUAAUCAGAGGUUUCAGCUAAACAAUUCUGGUCCAAAUAGCACGCUGAAGAUGAAGAUUGCACUCAGGGUAUAUUAUGUGGACAAACCUGUGCGGUCUCCUGAUGAACAGUACACAUCCCAAGUAAAGAGGCCGUCUAUUUUCAAAGGAAAGAAUCCGCCAACUCCAGCUCCUUCCCCUUCAUCAGCAGAUGCACAGAAGCCUCCCCCUACACCCAAAAUAGAUGCCAAAAAAAAAGACAGAAAAGGUGAAAAAGAAAGCCCCCCAAGUGCUAGCCCCCAGAGACCAACAGAACUAAACAAAAGCUCUUCCAGCCUCUCAGGUUCCAGCUUUACAUAUUCUCCUUCUCACUUGUCCACAAAGGAGCCAACUCCCAGCAUUGCCUCGGACAUCUCCUUACCCAUAGCCACUCAGGAGCUUCGCCAGCGAUUGCGGCAACUUCAAAAUGGCACAUCCUUGGGCCAGUCCCCUCUAGGACAAAUCCAAUUAACCUUGCGGUACACCUCUCACAGAAACAAACUUGUGAUCGUGGUACAUUCCUGCCGUAAUUUGAUAGCCUUCUCUGAAGAUGGAUCCGAUCCAUAUGUAAGAUUGUAUUUAUUACCAGACAAGCGAAUCGGAAGAAGAAAAACCCACGUGCUUAAGAAGACAUUAAAUCCUGUAUAUGAUCUAAAAUUUGAGUUCAGCGUGGCGCUGCCAGAUCUCCAUAGGAGAACACUAGAUGUUGCUGUGAAAAAUAGUGGAGGAUUCUUAUCUAGGGAUAAAGGUUUGCUUGGAAAGUUAUUGCUGGACCUAAACUCAGAAGAAAUUGCCAAAGGAUGGACGCAGUGGUAUGAUUUAACUGAAGAUGGAUCAAGGACUUCAGCUUCCACCUAACCUGCCUACCUGUCUCAAGGCCUCUUUUACCUUCAGCAUCAGAGAAUAAAUGCACCGCACUCACAGGAUUUUCCUAUAUAUAUAUUUUUUUAUAGUUCCAUUUAUUUCAUGAGUCUUCUGCACACUUCUUUUUCUCCCCUUUUAGAUUGUUUUGCAGACCUUGCCAUAUACUGUCAUGAAGCUUAGCUGUGCAGCUUUGUUCUCAAUCUAAUAAUGUGCAAUAGGGUGUUUUAAUUGCAUUAAAAAAAUCAAGGUAUUCUUUUACAAAGCCGGGAAUAUGAUGUGUGCUUACAGCAGGUGGAGUUUUGUAUUUACCACCAUGUAAAUAUGUACUAUUAUAUUUUGUAUUUUUUAUUUUUUUUUGGUGCAGUAUUGAUUUGGAUUACAGUUAUAAUGACAUUCAGUUCUAGAGGGCCAGACAAUGCCAAGUUCUUGAGCAGAUGGAUUAGUGUAAACUCUACAUUGCUGAUCCUUUUAGCUGUGUGGAUUACAGAGGCAGUUCGUUGUUUGCUGUUUCAAUGUUACUGUAAUGGAUGCUGCCCUUACUGAGGAUCUCCUUUUAAUCAGAUGUUCACACAGAGGCCGUAAGCAGCUUCUAAAUUAAUGGCUGAUUUUAAUAUGACUAUGCUUAAGACCUGCAGGAGAUGAUUAUCCUGUGUAGUUGGUAUGCUGAGAUUAUUGUGAAUAUUUUUUACUUUAAAUAAGUCGGCUAUAUUGUA